Molecule: messenger RNA, 327 nt
Organism: Phycomyces blakesleeanus NRRL 1555(-)
Lineage: Eukaryota; Fungi; Mucoromycota; Mucoromycetes; Mucorales; Phycomycetaceae
Exons: 4
Coding region: 1-327 (108 amino acids)
Source: RefSeq, a predicted model, not a curated record
AUGUAUCUACACUCAAACACUAGCAACUGGAGUCUAGGGAAGAUUUUUUUGGCUCUUCCAGUUUUAGCCAAAAGCAAAAAAGCUCAAGAAACAACUCAUACUUUUACUAUUGGUCAUUUAAACAGCUUGUUGAAGUGGUACAAAUUUCCCAAAUUUCAGGGCUCAAGGAUUUUUGAGAGUAAGAAAUUGGAUAUUUCGAUCAACAUUCGAGUAAUUUUAAACGUCCAGCCGAUUAAUACUUUGUAUAUCAGUAGUACAGCUAAAAUGAACACAGAAGCAUAUAUAGUAUCUCGACAAGUGGCUGUUCAAAAGCAUAAGCCUUGUUAA